AUGCAUGCCGUUGGAAAGGGCAUUCGAUAUUCAAAAGUUAUUCGAAGAAUCUCUGACAAUCUCUCCGCGUACUCGUCUACAACGCGACCUGUUCUCGCGGAGAGCGCGAUGUUCAAGAAAGCUGUGAACGACCAUCCUGGGGGUACAACUUCCAAGCCCCUCCAGUCCAAUCUCAAUAUGCUCCGUACAAACACCACGGUUCCUUCUAAGCCUCCUCCUUUACCCCAAUCAGUGGGCAUCAAGCGGAAAAUCGAAAUGACGAACAGUGGGGGAGGGUCGCUCGGCUCUCUCCAUAGCACUGUCUAUUUCGAUGAGAAUGACUUUGACGACGAUCUCGAUCUUGAUCUCGACGAACCACUCCCAUUUGUGCCGCCUAAGCCUAAGACAACAAUUCCAAAGCCAGAUCCGGUGACUUAUCCAAUUAUUGACCUGACAACCGAUAAGACGGAACCUGCAGAUAUCGUCAAAUACCCAGACCUGCCGCCUGCGUCUCAGGAAAUCGCGCCUCCAUCGAGUAGCAUGCAACUUCCAUGGUCAUCGUCACCUCCAUCCCAUUUCCAGGCUCCCCCAAAGGCUCGCACUUUGCCAUGGCUGCAGGCAAAGGAACCAGCCAGUUUCGUCACCCCCAAGCGCACAAAAUCCACGGAUAUUUGGAACAAGAGCGCAAGUGCUAUCAAGGAAGAGCAAAAGGAGUUAAGACGAGAAUACAAGAAGACUCAAAUGGAUGCUAUGCAAGAAACGGCAGCUUCGCAUUCCAAACCAAGCCAGUCUCUGCCCACUACUGUACUUAGUGAUGAGCAGAACGCUGUUCUUGAAGCUGUUGUGGACCGCAGUAAGAGUAUCUUCUUCACGGGCUCGGCAGGUACUGGAAAAUCGGUGCUCAUGAGAGAAAUUAUCAAAAAAUUGCGAAUAAAAUACAAACGGGAACCGGAUCGAAUUGCAGUUACCGCAUCAACUGGAUUGGCUGCCUGUAAUAUUGGAGGUGUCACUCUUCACAGUUUCGCCGGCAUUGGUUUAGGCAAGGAAGCAGUACCAGAAUUGGUCAAAAAGAUCAAGAAGAACCAAAAGGCCCGCAACCGUUGGCUCCGUACCAAGGUUCUCGUUGUUGAUGAAGUGUCGAUGGUUGAUGGAGAUCUAUUUGACAAGCUGGAAGAAAUCGCUCGUCGCAUUCGAAACAAUGGUCGACCAUUUGGAGGUAUUCAACUGGUCGUGACUGGAGAUUUCUUCCAGCUGCCUCCUGUGCCAGAAGGGAGCAACCGAGAAGCAAAGUUCUCCUUUGCUGCAGCUACAUGGAAUACCACAAUUCAACACACCAUUCUUCUGACUCAUGUCUUCCGUCAACGAGACCCGGAAUUUGCGGCAAUGCUGAACGAACUGCGACUUGGUAAAAUCAGUCCUGCGACGAUUGAAGCUUUCCGCAAGCUUUCCCGGCCACUCAAUUUCCACGAUGAGCUGGAUGCAACUGAACUAUUUCCAACUCGCUAUGAGGUCGAAAAUGCAAAUUCCGCCCGCAUGGCCAGGCUUUCGGGUGAAAUGAUGACCUUUAACGCCGUUGAUUCCGGGACAAUUCAAGAUCAGCAAUAUCGUGAGAAGUUGCUAUCUAACUGCAUGGCCCCUCCAGUCAUCAAGCUCAAGAAGGGCGCACAGGUCAUGUUGAUCAAAAAUAUGGAAGACAGUCUUGUGAAUGGAUCCAUUGGACGAGUGGUAGCAUUCAUGGAUGAGGCCAAAUUCGAUUGGUAUCGUACCAAUGACAGCGAAUUUCAGGCGAAUGGAGAUGGUCAGAUGAGUGAUGAUGAAGACAGCGCUGCUCAAGCACGGAAAAAGCUCAAGGGCAUGGCUUACCAGGAACCAGGAGCCGCCCCUGCUCGACAGUGGCCUCUUGUUUGCUUUGUUCAGCCAGAUGGUACAGAAAGACAUCUACUAUGCCAACCAGAAGCAUGGAAAAUUGAGCUGCCCAAUGGAGAAGUGCAAGCUCAAAGAUCACAAGUGCCAUUGAUCCUGGCAUGGGCCUUGUCUAUCCAUAAAGCGCAAGGCCAGACCCUACAGCGUGUGAAGGUCGACCUGAACCGAGUCUUUGAGAAGGGCCAGGCUUAUGUGGCUCUUAGUCGAGCGACUACAAAGGAGGGCUUACAAGUCACCCGGUUCGAUCCCCAGAAAGUGAUGGUUCAUGCCAAGGUGACAGAGUUCUACAAGAACUUGGUAUCAAUCAACCAGGUGCUUAAGCCAAAGGCGAAGAAGGCGAAACUUACCGAUGAAUUUGAUGAUGACUUUCUCGAUUCCUUGUGA
Penicillium malachiteum is the source of this 2286-nucleotide messenger RNA. Its product is annotated as DEAD/DEAH box helicase. NCBI's taxonomy places the organism in Eukaryota, Fungi, Ascomycota, Eurotiomycetes, Eurotiales, Aspergillaceae. Gene Ontology annotation, biological process: DNA repair; telomere maintenance. The transcript has 3 exons. Gene Ontology annotation, molecular function: ATP hydrolysis activity; DNA helicase activity. Bases 1 to 2286 code for a protein of 761 amino acids. The record is from RefSeq and is a predicted model, not a curated record.